AUGGGUUCUAAUGGGACCUCUUCAGCUCAGAAGCGAACAUCGAGCGCGCUUCCGACUACCGUCUCUGCCAUGAACGGCGCCGCCCCCGCCUCGGCCUUUCCCCGUGGAGGCAGAUCCACAAAUCCUGCAACCAAUCAAGAUCACAAUCCUCUGUGGCUUCGUCACCAUCCUCGCCUCCAACGAAGCCCAUGUCGAGAACCAACACCUCAUCGAGAAAACGAAUCGGAUUUUUGCCAUGGAGUGAGAAAACAAAUCGGAUUUUUCGCCAUGGAUGAGCAGAGACGUAUCAGUUUAUUUUAA
This is a messenger RNA of Striga asiatica, 300 nucleotides long. The record is from the annotation of a GenBank genome assembly. NCBI's taxonomy places the organism in Eukaryota, Viridiplantae, Streptophyta, Magnoliopsida, Lamiales, Orobanchaceae.